CAAAAAACUCAUAUAUAUCUCAAAAUCAAAACAAAAUCUCAAUCAACAAAUCAAAAUUAAAAACCACAACAAUGUGUCGAGGUUUUCAGCAAUCCGAGUCGGAGAGAUUCUUGAAGAUGAAGGCUUUUAACCUAGCUUUCACUCUUGCUCAUAAAUCUUGUAGUGUCACAACAUUUCCUGAUUCUUUAACUCUUCAUUAUCUUCCACGUAUUAAUGGCACGCCUCUCGAGGUGAACCAUGCCAGGAUCAAACCGGACUCUCCGGCUUUCUUGACCCUGCACCGGGUCACGAGUCCCCCGGGUCAAGUUUGUUUUGCGAGUAGAGAGAAAGUGAAGGCCCGCCAGGGCGCGAGGUUCGAGGUGUUCUUCGGGGAUGUUAGGGUUUUGAAGGGUUUUUUUAGGAAAGACUGGGAUGACACGUGGAAGAUGGAGUGUGGGUGCGGGCUUGAGGGGACUUCUGCGGGGAGGAUUUUGCAGGAGAUUGUGAAGAGAGCGGAGGUGAGUGUGGCGGCGGAAGGAGGGGUGGUGAUGAAUGAGACGGUGGAGAUUGUGGCGAAAAGGCGGCGGAGGAGGUUGCUGAAGGGGGGAGCGUUGGAGGAGAUUCCGGAGGAAACUGAGUACUGUAAUGAAUUUGGUGAUGAGGAGUCUUGUUCGUCUUCUAGCUGUUCUUGCUGCGAGGAGGUGGAGGAAUCUGAAUCUGAGUCUGAAUGUUGUGGAGAUGAGGAAGUGGCGGCGGAGGAGACGGAGGGGGAAGGGAGCUGGGCGGUGGAUGUGGGGAUAUGGGUGAUGUGUUUAGGGGUAGGGUUACUGGUUUCCAGGGCUUCUUCUAAGAGGCUUCUCAGAAGAACAGCUGCUUUUUUAUAGUGGAUAACUACGUUAUUAUAUUUGUAACUAAUAUCGAGAUGACUGAUAAUCAUGAUAUAUCUCUAUGUACACAACAUAGUUUUGUAGUUAAUUUUGAUUUUUUACAA
Molecule: messenger RNA, 970 nt
Organism: Daucus carota subsp. sativus
Lineage: Eukaryota; Viridiplantae; Streptophyta; Magnoliopsida; Apiales; Apiaceae
Exons: 1
Coding region: 72-863 (263 amino acids)
Source: RefSeq, a predicted model, not a curated record